CGUGCCUCCCGUCAACUCCCAAUUGAUGGCAACUUAAUUUUUUUCUGCAAAGCCAAUCCGACUAUUAGACGCCAUGGCGAAUUUAGAGUUGGCGCUUGUCAUUGCGUUUUAUGCAUACCCGGUUAUCCUUUUUAUAACCUUAUUUGCAGCGCAAUCGAUCCAAUUCUACGCCAGUCGCCUGCGGCCCCGGGCAUCCGAGCUUGAUGCUGAGCAAACGCGAACAGCAAACAACACGCGACGGAUUUAUUCGCGAAUCAUAUGGCUUCUCCAGCUGGCAGUCAGUGCGCUACUGCUUUCUAGCAUUAUAGUUGUUGUCUAUCAGGCAAUUGCUAUCCAAGAUACCUCUAAAUCCUUCCCAUUCCCGUUCAGCGCGUACUUGGCUUCCUAUGUCGGAGUCUUCCUCUAUUUCCUAGCCGGCUUGCUCCCCGAUCCAGAAGGCCCAUGGUCUCCAACACCUGCGCAUGCCUGGCCCUGGGCUACGGCCUCGCUCACCGAAGCUGUCAUUGCCGGAGUCCUCUGCUCGGCCCGAUCAUCCAUGCGAUUACAAAAAUCUUUUAUCGAAACUCUGAACGGUCUCGGCUAUUCUCGAAUCGCGGUGUUCGUGCUCAUGAUUAGCGCCCUCGUCUUACAAGAAUACAAGUUGAAGCCAGCAGAGCCCAAGUCAACACCCGAAGAGCGCCAGUCGCUUCUGGAGAACGGAAAUGGCACGUCUGGAAGCUACGCCAGCAUUGAAGCACCUGCGCCUGAGACCAAGGAUAAAGCGAAACGAAUCCAAGUCUCCGGAAUGGGCUGGUUCGACUACUUUGCUGGAUUCCGCGUCUUAUUCCCAUACUUGUGGCCCAAGGACUCUCCAAUUCAUCAAGCCACUGUCGUUGUAUGCAUGCUUAUCUUGAUGCUUCAGCGCGUUGUCAAUUUCAUGACUCCCUUGCAGCUCGGAGACCUCGUUGACUCUCUUGGUGAGGGUCGUCUGCCAUACAGAGAAAUUAUUCUCUUUCUUAUCUACAGAGCUCUGCAGGGCAACCAAGGUGUCCUGGGUGCCACCAGAGCCGUUCUCUGGAUCCCGGUAUCCCAGUCACUCUUUCGCAGGAUGUCUUGCGCCGCAUUUGAACACGUCUUGGGGCUCUCGUUGGAGUUUCACCUGAACAAAAAGGUCGGCGAAGUGACUAGUGCCUUGAGUCGCGGAUCGGCAAUCAACACUUUCCUUGAGGGCUUUUGCUUCCAAAUGUUCCCCAUGGUGUUUGACAUUUUCAUCGCUGGCGUCAUCUUCUUUGUCAAGUACGAUGCCUUUUACACCAUCAUUGUAUUCUUUGUCAUGUGGUCGUACAUCUUCCUUACUAUCUAUCUUGCCAAAUACCGUGGCAAGCAACGAAGAGAUAUGGCUACCAAAGCACGUGAAAUGGAGGCUGUCAAGACGGAUGCUCUAGUCGCGUUCGAGACCGUGCAACAUAACUGUGCAGUACCUCGCGAAGCCGAACGAUACCAAGGAUACGUCCGUACCUACCAAAAGGCAGAGCGCCUUGUACAGUUGUCCCUCAAUGGUCUUAAUCUGACGCAAAGCUCCAUCUUCAGCUUGGGAACGGCCUUGCUGGUUGCCGUCUCUGCAUACAAAAUCAGCAUUGGCAAACAAACUGUGGGCGACUUUGUCACCUUAAUCAACUACUUCGCCCAACUACAGGGCCCUCUCAACUUUUUCGGAACAUACUACACCAUGGUGCAGAAUAACCUCAUCGAAGCCGAGCGCGUGCUCGACCUGUUCAAAGAGCAACCCGGAGUUGUCGAGAAACCCCACGCCAUCAAACUUCCGUCUCCACGAGGAGAGGUCGCCUUCAACAAUGUCAAAUUUCGAUACGCUGGCAAGGAUGGAAACCCGACACUCGACGGCAUAAGCUUUACAGUGGCCCCUGGUACGAAGACCGCCAUCGUUGGAGGAUCUGGUGCCGGAAAGUCAACCUGCUUGAAACUGCUCUAUCGCUUUUACGACGUCUCUGAUGGCUCCAUUACUGUCGACGGCCAUGAUCUCAAGGAUUUGACGCUCGACAGCCUACGAACGAAUAUCGGAGUCGUGCCACAGGAUACAGUCCUGUUCAACGCCACGAUCAUGUACAACUUGCUCUACGCCAACCCCAACGCUACCGAGGCCGAUGUCCACCAGGCUUGCAAAGCAGCGAAUAUCCACGAUUCUAUCCUUGCAUUCUCGGAUGGAUACGAAACCAAGGUUGGAGAACGUGGUCUCAAGCUAUCCGGUGGCGAACGCCAACGCAUCGCUAUUGCGCGAGCCAUCCUGAAGAAUGCACCCAUUCUCCUCUUGGAUGAGGCUACUUCCUCGUUGGAUUCUCACACGGAGCGAGAGAUUCAGAACGCGCUCGAGCAUGUUACUAGCGGACGAACUACCAUCACCAUUGCCCAUCGCCUGUCGACCAUCACCACCUCUGAUCAAAUCGUGGUGCUUCACCAGGGCAAGGUUGUCGAAAAGGGUACACAUGAGGAGCUGUUGGCACUUGAAGGGAAGUACAGGGCUAUGUGGGAGAAGCAGACGAGGGCUGCUGAGGAGAAGAAGGAGAAACCCGACGAUAGUUCAUCCACGACGGAAUCGGAGUAGGGCGCAUCGCGUGUGUGCGUUUUUCAACAUAUUCACAAUUCAUUUUUUUGUAUUUAUUAUCCGAAAAAUCUAGGUUUUUAUUAGGCAAAGCAAAAUACAUCGUUGACCCUUGUUUCUUAUCGCAA
This is a messenger RNA of [Torrubiella] hemipterigena, 2724 nucleotides long. Lineage: Eukaryota; Fungi; Ascomycota; Sordariomycetes; Hypocreales; Clavicipitaceae. The record is from the annotation of a GenBank genome assembly.